AUGGCCCCUCAUACUUUAGCAGGAACUCUAUUUACAGUACAAACUGUGACUGGAAUUUUAGCAAAUUUUUCUCUUCUUCGUCAUUAUGUGACCCUGUGUGUCACUGGGUUUAGGUUCAAGUCCACAGAUGUCAUAGUUCAGCACCUGGCUGUAGCCAACUGCCUCAUCAUGUUUUCCAAAGGAAUCCCACAGACCAUGACAGCACUUGGAGUAAAACAUUUCCUUCAUGAGUUUGGAUGUUUAUCUGUUCUUUACAUUUAUAGAGUGGCCAGGGGUGUGUCCAUUACAGCAACCUGCAUACUCAGCGUCUUUCAGGCCAUCACGAUGAGCUCCAUCAACUCCAGCUGCAAGAAGCUUAAAAAAAAAGUUUCCCCGUAUGUUGGUGUCUCAAUUUUCCUUUGUUGGAUCCUAUAUAUGUGUGUAAACUUAAUUUUCCCUCUGUACAGCCAUAGCAAAUGGAAUUUCAAAAACAUCACAUGGAAUCGAGACUCUGAGUACUGUUCUGCAGGACUUCAGAAUGGAAUCACAAAUUCAUUGUAUAUAGUGCUGGUAUUGUUACCUGAAGUGUCAUGCUCGGGACUCAUGCUCUGGUCUAGUAGCACCAUGAUUUGCAUUCUACACAGACACAGGAAAAAGAUGCAACAUAUCCACAAGACAAGGCUCUCCUCCAGACCCUCCCCUGAGACCAGAGCAACCCAAAGCAUCCUGGCCCUGGUGUUCACCUUCGUAUUUUUUUAUACACUCUCAUCCACCUUUUAUGCUUACAUUGCCACCUUUAAUAUUUCCAGUAAGUGGCUAACGAACACCUCUGCCCUAAUUUCUACAUGUUUCCCGACCAUCAGUCCUUUUGUUUUAAUGAAUCGUGAUUGCACUGUAACAAGACUCUGGACCAAAUUCAGAGCAUCUGUCAGAUUCAUGUCACAUUUGUAUUUCUUCACAAACUUCAGAUUUAUACAAAGACCAAUAUGCAAUUCAAUAAGAAAGAUACAAGCUUCUUAA
Mesocricetus auratus (golden hamster) is the source of this 999-nucleotide messenger RNA. RefSeq names its product vomeronasal type-1 receptor 4-like. NCBI's taxonomy places the organism in Eukaryota, Metazoa, Chordata, Mammalia, Rodentia, Cricetidae. Bases 1 to 999 code for a protein of 332 amino acids. The transcript has a single exon. Gene Ontology annotation, biological process: G protein-coupled receptor signaling pathway. Gene Ontology annotation, molecular function: pheromone receptor activity. Gene Ontology annotation, cellular component: membrane. The record is from RefSeq and is a predicted model, not a curated record.